GAUCCAAACGAGGAGAAUAAAGAAUAUCUAUUUUAUUAGAUUCUUGUUUAUUAAGGAGAACCUUGGGAUAGCAAGUCAAAAUGCCGCACUCCAACUACGAAACUCCAGAAGUCAUCCUUCAAUACUUUGCACCGAACCAAGACGGCACUCCUCCAGAUGCCAACGAUCUUGAGAUCCAAUAUGGAACCAAGAACCUUCAUCUUGCCGCGGUCACUCUGAAUGACCUUCGCCCUGAUAAGGACAAGAUCACGCUGACUGAUCAUGGACUCCAACUCAUCAACCAUGACACUGCGAUGUCAUAUGAAGAUUUCAAUGACCCGGAGAAGAUCAAAAGUCAAUAUUAUCUUGAAGUUGCGGAAGCAAUCAAGAAGGCCACCGGUGCCCAAAAAGUAAUCUGCUUCAACCACAAUGUCCGCUCCGAAGCGGCACCAAGGCUUGACAUCUCCAAACACAAGGUAGACCACAUCGGUCCCAUGCGUCGCGUGCACGUCGAUGUUGCUCCCCGCGGCACCUACGAGGCUGUCGAAAAACGUGCCGGGGAGGCCUUGAUGUCCUCCAUCCGUGGACGCUGGAAGAUUAUCAAUUCUUGGAAACCCUUGAAGACGGUGCAGCGUGAUCCGCUUGCAAUCGCAACUGGACCCUCAUGCCCGGAUGAGGAUCUCGUAGAACUGACCCGUUAUCGUCCGGAUGGCUCCUUGAGUGAGUCAAGGUACUCCGUCCUCUAUGAUCAGAGACAUAAGUGGUAUUGGGUUCCGAUGCAGAAGCCCAACGAGAUGUUGCUUUUCAACCAGUAUAGUGAUGAUCCGAAUCGUACCCUCGCGGACCGCGUGGCUCACUGCGGCUUUACCUUACCUGGUGCGGAAGAUAAGGAGAUUCGGGAGAGCGUUGAGGUGCGCGCUUUGGUCAUCUACUGAUCUUGAGUGAAGGUCUACCUAGCGGAAACAGGGCAAGUAUUGCCAGAGAUUAUACUUAGGUAGCGGUUCGUAUUCAUCGCGUUAUAAUUAACGCGUUCAGGUUGAUUUUGACAGUUGUACAUUCGUUUGUAAAUCUGAUAAUUGAAUUGAUUCUUUCAUUUUCUAAGAUAUAUCUAUAUAUGUCGGGGACGUGCUUACAGUUCAGAUUAUUUGCUCUUGGAACUAACUACUCACUACUUUUGCUCCACGCAACGAGUAUAAUCAGAGGACUCAAUACAAUCCAAACCCCUGAAAUCAUGAUAAAUGUCCACCCCAUUCCGACAGCGUUGAUGAUAGGCAUAAUAACCAUUGCCCCCAAUGCACCUAACAUGCAACGUAUCAAGUUAUUCGCUGCGGUAGCGGUGGCCGGAGACUUGAGAUUCAAAUCAACAAUCAACACGUUCAUGCCGGAAUAAGCAGCUGUACCGAGCCAUCCAAAGAGAAACAGCAACACAAGAGGAACAGCAGGUGUAAGCACAAGAUACACGGACCAGCCGUAAGCAACCAUGGCCAGCAUGGCAAGCACGACAGCCGGUAUGACGAUCUGUAAGCGGGUCCGCUCGAUGUGGAAGCCGAGAGCGACACCUGUAUCAUGAUCGAAAUGCUCGCCGCGAGCAAGAGGCCGACCGAGAACUUUCUUGACCGCACGUCGAUAGUUCCAGUCGAGAAGGAAUCCGUUGGUGAAAGCUGCAAUCAUGCUACCAACGCCGAUGGGUAUGUAGGAAAGUCCGAUUUCGACCUCGUUGAAGUGGUAGGUACUAGAAAAGCACCAGGUGAGACUGGUCGUAACGGCGUAGUAUGUAGCAAAUGUGAAUCCAUUGAAAAGAAUGACGCAUCCAGUUGGGUAUGUGAAGAGUAGAGUUAGUGAUUUCCAUGGCUUUGGCUUACCACCCUUUUUACGGGCGGCUUCGAUAGCCUGUUGUGCCUCGAGAGUUUCAUCAAGGUCCUCAUUUUCUUUCUUCUUACAAAGAAAGGAACUCAGAGGCUUAUUCCAUACAGAAAGUGGUUCGAGAGAUCCAUUUCCGACAAUAUUUCGACAUGUUUCAGGUAAGAAGACAAUAAUAAAAAUGAGCAUGAUAAGUGCCAUUCCCGUCAAAACAACGAAGAUGAAUCGCCAUCCGUAGUACUGGCUAAUGAUACCUCCGAGUACUGGGCCCAAAGUAGGUCCAAUGAUUGGGCCAACAGAUGCCAGUCCUACAUAUCGGCCUCGCUCAGCGGACGUCACGACAUCCGCAGUUACACCAUAGGCGAGGUUUACUGUCGAGCUACUACCAGAACUUUGGAGGCAUCGAAGUAGGAGGAGUCCAAUAAACGUGGUUUGAAAUGUUAAUCCGACAUUGGCGGCAAUAUAUAUAAGGAAGCAAAUGAUGUAGACUGGGCGUCUUCCGAUUGUGUCUGAUAGAGAUCCG
Talaromyces stipitatus ATCC 10500 is the source of this 2362-nucleotide messenger RNA. RefSeq lists its product as uncharacterized. The record is from RefSeq and is a predicted model, not a curated record. The transcript has 2 exons. Lineage: Eukaryota; Fungi; Ascomycota; Eurotiomycetes; Eurotiales; Trichocomaceae. The coding region runs from base 81 to 914 and encodes 277 amino acids. Gene Ontology annotation, molecular function: oxidoreductase activity.